AUGGUCUUGGCAAUACGACGUCGGGCACCGGUCGUGUUCACUACUAGAAGGACCAGAUGGCCGUGGUCGCGGAAAUUCACACGGCUGCACUGUUUCGGCUAUCUUGUCUUCGUGGUAACUGUCAUCAAGGCCUUUUCGUACUUCAAGGCGCAUCCUGAUCUCAGCCUGGGAGCCAUCCAUGCCGCUCCUACUCAUCGACGUGCGAUUCUGCGGCCUGGACAGUACAGAGAAGUGACAGAUUACCGUGCUGUUUUCGGCGCUGAGGAUUUGGUUGAGGAUACUAAUAUGUCUUGGACGGAUGAUAUGGGCCGCGUGCAUGACAGACGAAACAUCCAAUUCUACCUCGGCGGCACACUGACACUCAGCAGCACCCAUCCCUCAGACUCCUCUCAUCCCAUCCCGCUCAUCUACGACCCAUACCCAAACUACAACGGCCGCUUCCAGCCCUGUCUCGGUCCACGAGGGCGCAAUUUAGACCGUUCGUCACCAGAAGAUAUGGUGCAGGUCUACAAAGGAAAACAGGCUGCAUUCCCUGCUCCUCUAUUUGGAUCGUAUGAGGCCAUGAGUCUCGAUGGGGACGUGUGCACAGAUCGAUACUCCCGUCUCGGGGCAUAUGGCUACGGCGCGGACAGCAACGAAGAUGUCCCGGGCUUUCAGCGGCCCUCUCCAGUGGCGUGGGAUGAUGUGGACUGGAGCAAGCUACAAGAUCUUUGCUUCGAUCGGAAUGUUAAUAGGUACAAACCUAGCAGCACAGUGGACAUGUCGAUUCAACAUCCGCUUUCGAUGCAAUCACGACUGUUGGACCCUCGCAGAGCACCACAGCUGGAUCCUCCUCCUCCUACUACGAAAUUCAGGCAAUAUCAUCCCCGCUCGGCGGUGUUGAUAAGAGCGUGGCAUGACAUGAAAUGGACGGCAAGUCAUCGUGAAUAUCUCCGUGCUCUAAUAAUGGAACUGGCUUUGCACUCUGGCGCCGAGUAUGAGGUCUUUCUGCUGGUCCAUGUCAGGGACGAUGCACUCCCGAUCUUCUCGGACACGAAGACAAUUGAGCAGCUGAAGAAGUCUAUGCCGGCAGAGUUUCGCAACAUGGCUGUAUUCUUCAACACGAAAUUGUUGGAGGCAUGGUAUCCCAAAAUCCCAGAGCACAGUCCCAUGCUCCAACACCACCAGCCCAUACAGAUCUUCUCGCAGCUCUAUCCAAACUUCGACUACUACUGGCAAUUGGAAUUGGACAGCCGCCUCACAGGGCAUAGCUACCACUUCCUCGAACGAGCCGCCCGUUUUGCCGAACAACAACCACGCAAGUACCUCUGGGAGCGCAAUGCCUACUUUUACACACCAGGCGCGCACGGCCCAUGGGCAGACUUCAGCCAAAUGGUCCACGGCAGCCUGGCACCACCCUCCCAAUCGACCACCACAAUCUGGGGCCCAGUCAGCGGCACGGGAAUCCGUCCCCUAGGCCCCGAACCACCAUCCCCGCACGCAGAGAACGACAGCUACACCUGGGGCGUCGGCGAGGAAGCCGAUCUAAUCACCUUCCUCCCGAUCUUCAAUCCGCAAAACACAACCUGGACAUUCCCAAACCACAUUUGGAAUUUCCGACACGGACCCGACACACCCCGCCGCGCAGCCGUCAUCACCAUGGGCCGGUACUCGAAGCGUCUCCUAGAUCUAGUGCACGAGGCACAAGCCACGCGCGGCCUGGGUCUGGCGUCUGAGAUGACGGGCCCUUCCUGGGCUUUGUUUCACGGCCUCAAGGCUGUGCAUGUGCCUCACCCCGUCUACGCCGAUGGCCUUUGGACACCAGCUGAACUGGCAGCGAUCUAUAACCGUGGUCCGCCGUAUAAUAUCAACGGCGCGGAGGAUAGUAUCUGGAAUUGGGACCAUCGAUUUGAUCAUAUUAUGUAUCGGCUCUCGUACAUGUUCACCACGCAUACCGGGGAGGAUUUGUAUAGGAGGUGGCUUGGGUAUCGAACGGCGGAGAAUGAGGGCGGGAAGAUGUCUUCGGAGGUUCGCUAUGGACGGCAUUGUUUUCCGUCCAUGUUUUUGCAUCCUAUUAAGAAUACGAUGCAACGACCGGGACCUGACAAGGCUGUUCCGUGA
Molecule: messenger RNA, 2100 nt
Organism: Penicillium riverlandense
Lineage: Eukaryota; Fungi; Ascomycota; Eurotiomycetes; Eurotiales; Aspergillaceae
Product: DUF3405 domain-containing protein
Exons: 4
Coding region: 1-2100 (699 amino acids)
Source: RefSeq, a predicted model, not a curated record